UUGCAGGGGCGACCCCUGUGCCUGUACUACUUCACGCACCCGUUUGGCGUGCUGUCACCGGAGCCGCCCCGAGUGACGGCCUUUGUCCCGGAAGACGCGGGCGCGCCCGGCGGUGUGGACGUGGUGAGCGUGCCCGGCGGUGUGGACGUGGUGAGCGUGCCCGGCGGUGUGGACGUGGUGAGCGUGCCCGGCGGCUGCACGUUGCAGCUCGGCGAGCUGUCUGCGUGCUCGUGGUUCUCGGCGAUGCUGUCGAGAGACAUGUGGGGUGAUGUGGGCCGGACGGCGGGCGGGCGUCUGCUGCCGCCGCUUCGGUUUGCGCGCGCACCUCCAGCACCGGGUGAGCAUGAGCUUUAUAAUCUAUAG
Messenger RNA from Parnassius apollo (apollo), 363 nucleotides. NCBI's taxonomy places the organism in Eukaryota, Metazoa, Arthropoda, Insecta, Lepidoptera, Papilionidae. The record is from the annotation of a GenBank genome assembly.